UAUUGAGUACGCAACAUGGCAAGACCUCCUGGUGUCAAGAUAUCUAUCUUGACGAUCUUGCUCUUGUUCGUGAACCAAUCACGAAGUCUGUCGAGUAAAUGUCAAAGCUUUCAAAAGAACCGAGUUUGUCUUUUCGUGGAUAACUCUAUUCGGAUUCUAAAGGAACCUCAUAAUGUUCACGAAUGCCAGUUUCAAUGUGACAAGCAUCCUUUGUGUCACUUCUUCACCUUCUACGACCGCGGACGAGGCGAGAAAAAGUGCGUUCUGUUCCGGUCAUGCGAUGAGACCAAAGCUUGUCGAAAAUGCUUCAGUGGGCCGAAUUUUCCACGCGUGGACGAUUGCAAUCUGUCUGUGGAAGACUUGAAGACUAUUGCGGCACUGGGGAGGGAUUCCAAGGAGAUCAUUUCUAAUUUCAUUACGAAUCAGGGUCUUUUAAAUGAUUUCAAGGUUGCAUCGUUAGUAAGGCUAGAGCGGCAACUUGAGGAUGAGCUUGAGAACCAAUCAAAUCGAACUGGACGGCAAUUUGGAGGAACUGCUGGAGGUUCGGGCGGUACACCUGGAUCUUUAGGAACACCUGGAUCUCUGGGAUCAGCAGGUUCUUCAGGCACACCUGGAUCACCAGCUUCCCCAGGAUCUCUUGGGUCACCUGGAACACCAGGAACUCCAGGAACCCCAGGUACGUUCGGUUCCUUAGGUACACCUGGAUCACAAGGAUCACCUGGAUCACCAGGGUCCCCAGGAAGUCCUGGAACUCUUGGGACUCUUGGAUCUCCUGGAUCUCUUGGAUUUCCUGGAUCUCCUGGAUCUCCCGGAUCUCCUGGAUCUCCCGGAUCUCCUGGAUCUCCCGGAUCUCCUGGAUCUCCUGGAUCUCCUGGAUCACCUGGAUCACCAGGGUCCCCAGGAAACCCUGGAACUCUUGGAACUCUUGGGACUCCUGGAUCUCCCGGAUCUCCCGGAUCACCUGGAUCUCCUGGAUCUCCCGGAUCUCCUGGAUCUCCCGGAUCUCCUGGAUCUCCUGGAUCUCCUGGAUCUCCUGGAUCUCCUGGAUCUCCUGGAUCUCCUGGAUCACAAGGAUCACCUGGAUCACCAGGGUCCCCAGGAAACCCUGGAACGCUUGGAACUCUUGGGACUCCUGGAUCUCCCGGAUCUCCUGGAUCUCCUGGAUCUCCCGGAUCUCGAUCUCCUGGAUCACCAGGAUCUCCUGGAUCACCAGGAUCACCUGGAUCACCAGGUCAAGGGGGAACACCUGGUACUCCUGGUUAUCCUGGGUUGGGUGGAUCUCCCGGAACACCUGGUUCGGGAGGUACUCCUGGCACUGGAGGGACCCCCGGCACUGGAGGGACCGCUGGCACCGCAGGGUCUCCGGGAACUGCAGGAUCUCCCGGUACCGCAGGAUCUCCUGGCACUGCAGGAUCUCCCGGCACUGCAGGAUCUCCCGGCACUGCAGGAUCUCCCGGCACAGCAGGAUCACCAGGAACUGCCGGAAAUCCAGGAUCUCCUGGUCAGCCUUUUCAGGUAAAGUCUGAAUUAAAUUUUUCUCGCUUUAUAUCUUUCUACAUGCAUUGAUUCUGUUGAGUGCUCAAUGUCAUUCAGAUUUGAUCAAUUUGGUUGAGCCUUAAAGAACCCUGUUGGUUUAACUC
Tigriopus californicus is the source of this 1640-nucleotide messenger RNA. Its product is annotated as collagen alpha-1(IV) chain-like. Bases 16 to 1566 code for a protein of 516 amino acids. Lineage: Eukaryota; Metazoa; Arthropoda; Copepoda; Harpacticoida; Harpacticidae. The record is from RefSeq and is a predicted model, not a curated record. The transcript has 5 exons.